AUGCUCUCGCACCACGCGUCGGUGGCGGCACUGUCCAACCCGACAGCGGCAUCUGCGGCGCUAAAGCACAUGUUCGCUUGCUGCGAGUGCACAAAGUGCCAGGCGGCAGAUAUCAUCAGUGCUGGCGGCUGUUACUGCUGCUCGUGUCGCUUUGUUCAUAACAUUGCCGUCCCGGACGUCCUCCCGCUGCUCCGUCCUCUGGCCAUGACCUACCCGUUGGAGGACUCGGCUGUCUUUGAUCACCUCCCCCACCCUGGCUCGGCCUACGUUCAUCAUGUGCUCAAGGCGCCCAAGUCAGUCCUCGAUCCUGGUCUUGUGGUCUGGGGUUUUGAACUCUGUGAGACGCCCGAUCGGGUCCUCGACCUCACUCCGCUCAUCUUUGGCAUCAUCUCGUCGCCUAUCCCGAGCGAGGCCGCCACCCUAUUGGCGGUCUCGCUCUCCGACAGCGGCGUGACGCUGGCUCCGGUCGCUGGCAGACCCGAGAGCGUGGUCAUUCCAUGGCCGAUGGAAGCCAGCGAACUCUAUGGCGCGCAGUACAGUCUCGAGCUGGAGCUGGUGCCUGUCCUCUCGCCAGGUCCUGCGCUCCAGCUGCGGUCGAUGCGGCUGUGCCGGUCAGGUCCAGGCUCUACGGCGUCGCUCGACAAAAUCCCGGACACUACACUUGACAUGCCAAGCCCGCGGCCGACCUGGCCCGUUCCGCAAACCUUCUCGCGCGGCAUGUACAUGACGAUGACGGUCAAUGAGUCGCUGCUCGGGUGGGCGGUGACCGGGCCGGCACUCUCGCUGGCGUACCACAUGACCAACUUGACUGGACCAGUCUCGAGUGCGGCCGAUGCUGACCUCUGUGUAUGCCGGUGCCACAAACCGGACGAUGUGCUCGCGCACCACUUCUACUGUUGCACAUGCCGCGAGGAGCAGGGCGCGGCGCUUUCCGACUUGCCGAGCCUGAUCACACUCAAGGCGGUUCACUCGCUGGCGCAAGUUGUGCUCGGCGGCCAGGCUACACCGCUACUGGAGGGCAUGUCUCCGCGGUCGCCGACGACGCCGACGACGCCGACGACGCCGAUGUCACCGGCAGCGGCUUUGUUCUCCAAGUCGGGCUCGGGCCUGCUUGACGUUGCCGAGCCCGGAGAGCAGAGCUUGAACGGCAUUGCGCUGCUUCCGCGACGACCGACCGCAUCAGCGACUGGCUACGUUGCGCACUCGCUCCCGUCGCUUCUUGCCAACGGAUUCUACCUCCGCGGCGCCGGCGAGAUUGAGAUGUCACACUCGCAGACCUCUGCGCCACUGGUUCUUGCGCUCUUUCCACCAGCUACACAUGCCAUUCGCGACCCGCGGUGGGCGGCCAACGCGGCCAAGGCCGAUCCUCGGUCGCGCGGCGCACCGCUCUCGGUCACCGUCGUUCUGAAGCAGGUUGAGUCGCGGAAGAGCGACGUCACCUUUACGCUAACCGUCGUCUCCACGCUUGGGCCGCUCGAGGUUGACGGUGAAGCCAGUGACGACGUGACAGUUACUGGCACGCUGCCAGCCGCCGACGCCAAAGCGUUGCGGCUUGGCAUCCUUCCAGUCACCAUCGACCUUGUCUAUGCACCGGGCGAUGGCCACGCGCUGAACGUCGGCCUCAACGGCGAGGACGUGCUCGCGGUUGUCCUUCCGGUCGCCCGGCUCGUUCCGAUCGCUGUUCCGGCACUACUCACCGCCAACGCCACCAACACGCUCGCACGCUCGGUCAACGUCGCAGAGCUGACGGUCGAGCCCGAGACCGACCCGGCGUCGUUAAGCGAGGCGCAAUGCAUGUGCUCAUGCCAUGCACCAGAGCUCCCAGCUCCGCCGACAAGAGCACGAUACCCACGGACGGUGGCAUCAGUCUCAUGCGAGUGUGGCUGCCACCAGUGCGUCGUUAGGCCAGAGUCGAAUCCGAGCUACAUCGGGCUCUUUUCCCAGGCCUACACGGUUCACCACCAGGGCGUGGAUGAGUCUGGAAUCCGGACUCUUGAGAAAAUGCUGGAGGUCGAGGCCUCUGCUGCAACCGCAGCAACGAUGGCAGCCAUCGAGGCUGGCACGCUGGCAAUUGCAUCGCACUGCUGCGGAUGCUCACCGCCGUGCUGCGGCUGCUCGGUCCUCACACCGGAGCACAUGCCGCUGCUCCUCACCUCGUUUAAGGCGCGCAAAGUUGCGUCGCAGCUUGCACUUGUUGGUGCGGCCUCCCUCACAGCCAAUGUGAUCAGACUCACGUCCGAUGAGAUCGAUGCUGCUGGCGCCGUGUGGCUCCGCCAGCCGCGGAUUGUUGGCCGAGGCUUCUUGCUCGAGUUCGAAGUGCGUCUGGCACCGUCGCUACCGGCCACGCCCGGCUCGGGCGUGACUGCGUUCAUCCAGGCCGACGCGGCCGGUUCCUCGUUUGCGCCGGCUCCAGGCAGCGGUCCGGCUCGCGGCCUCGGCCUCAGACUCGAGACGUCGCCGGCGACGGCUUCGCGCGGCGCCGAGCUAGUGGUCGAGAUGUAUGAGCCUCAAUGUGGUGGAGUGCCGAUCGAGGUUGCGCGCGCGAGCGUCGACGAUCACAGCGUGCUGGGCAGUGUGCUCGAUGGCGACUUUCACGCCGUUCACGUCGAGUACAUCGGCACCAACGCGCUUCUGGUGGUUGAGCUCGACUACGACGAGGUGGCACGUGUGACGCUCCCACGGGCACUGCUUGGCGCUGAGCUGAGCAACGAGACCGAAAAGGUGAGCUACCCGGCGUUUGUUCUUGGCUUUGCUGCGAGUAAUCCCGAGACGAGCGCGUCGACCCACGACGUCGGGCGAUGGACUUUUACCGUUCCGUCGAGCGUGCUCGGCGGAAGCGACGGGUGUGUGUGCGACUGCCAUCCGCUGUUUGAGCUGACAUCCACACUCCCGCCGCGAGCCUUUGCGCCCCACCUUGUCGACGCCAUGAUCGAGCACUGUGGUGGUACACAAUGCGGCAAUUGCGAGUGCCUCUGUCACGGCGAGCGUGGCGAAGAGGCGAGGCGAAGUGGGCUUGCGCUUGCGGCGGCGGUCUCGCUCUCGGAACUUGCCGCCGGCGGGGCAUCGAGCCCGUAUCUGGCGACCAAGCCCGAGAACGUGUGUGGCGAGUGCGCUUGCAAGGGCGUGACCCGACCGACAGCACUCCCGACGUCGUACUCUGCCGAGGCAUCGCUGGGAUGCUGCUCGUGCCGGGCGCAUCUUGGGCGGGUCUCCGAGUCUGAGGUUGCGCGGCUGCUCUCGUCGGUGGAGCUGCCGUUCUUUGAUGAGACGUACUCACUCCUCUCGCUCUGUGGCGUGGCUGCUGUUGACGAAUCGUCGGUGCUCCUGCUGACACCUGCCACACCGCCGGCGACCCGGACGUCAUCGGUGGGCGCGUGCUGGGUCCGGGAACCGCGGCUCCUCACCGAUGGCUUUGAGCUUCACUUUGAGUUUAGCAUCCGCACGAUGAUGGGCUCGAUUCCCGGUGACGGCUUCGCACUUGUGCUACAGAGCGAUCCCGCUGGCCCGCUCGCCGAAGGCCGGGCUGGUGACGGCAACGGGUAUGCGGGCAUCCGCAACGCGAUUGCGCUUGAGUUUGACGUCUACCACCACCACCACGUCGACACUGGCGUGCCGCGGCACACACCGCACAUCUCGCUCCAAGUGCGGCAGUCGCCAGACACGCCGCUGUCAUCGCAUCAUGACUCGUCGCUGGCACUCUUUCCCGACGCACCGUCGCUGCUCACGCCUCAUAAGCAAAGUGUGGGCAUGGUUGUCGGGCCUGACGGGCACGUCGUCAUCUCGCUCAAUGAGCGCGUUAUUCUCACUGCUGACCUGCCGCGCGAGGCGCUGCCGGACGUCGGCUUUGUUGGCUUUGUCGGCUCGCACUCGUCGCUCACGCACUCGACGUUUGCGAUUCACUCGCUUUCGUUUGAGCCGAUGCAUGGCGACUCUGACGCAUGUGCGUGUGCGUGCCAUCGGCUUGGAACUACAGCGGCGUGUGCUUGCAAUUGCCACGCCAGUUGCUGUCCCAGCUGCCUCGUUGUGCCGCAGCUGCAGGUACCGGGCUUUUCGUCGCCACUGCUGGCGAUCAAAGGCAGCCGGAUUGUGUUCAAGCGGUCUUUGCAGUGGGAGGCGUGCGGGGCACGACUCGAGGAUACCGACAGGCUCAACAAGCUCGUGCUGGAUGGACUGGCCUCGCUGCUUGCACGCUCGCCACACACUCGAUGGUGCGUGAGCGUGUGGCGGAGCGACCCACACUGGUAUGACGCUACGGCAGACCAUCGGGCACACGACAAUGUGCGCGAUGCCGAGGGCGAGCCUGUGGCUGGCGCGUCAAACAUGGAUUUGUGCGCGAUGCGAGCAGCAACGGUAGUAGCGUCGCUUGUCGAGCGCGGCGUCGCCGCGGAUCGCCUGGAGGGGCGCGGGGCCGGGUCUGAUGCGCGGGGCGGAAGGACGGAGCUCGCCAUUCUACAGCCGGCGAAGACGCUGGUGGCUGACAGCGACGCUGAGCGGCUGGCCGACCGGCGGGCGGCGAAGCGAGAGCGUGAAACCGCAGCGCGACUCCGGGAGGGACUGCCGCGGCAUGUAUGCGAGUGUGGGUGCCACAACGAGUGGGAGCCCCCGACGCUUGCACCGCCGCCAGCGCGGGCGCAUGCGUGCUGUCAAUGCGCGCUGCGUCGCGAGUACAGCUCGCUGGACGACAUGCCAGGAGUGCUGUACCGGAGCGGGCCGGGGCUUGUCGAGUUUGAAGCUCACAUUGAGUUUGUGGCGUGCUCGGCAAUGCUUGCGCCGGCAUCGCUGGUCAACGAGCGGCUGCUCAACGCGGCGUAUCACUUGCUGGUGCGGUACUUUUUGUAG
Thecamonas trahens ATCC 50062 is the source of this 4839-nucleotide messenger RNA. RefSeq lists its product as uncharacterized. Lineage: Eukaryota; Apusomonadida; Apusomonadidae. The transcript has a single exon. The record is from RefSeq and is a predicted model, not a curated record. Bases 1 to 4839 code for a protein of 1612 amino acids.